Molecule: messenger RNA, 904 nt
Organism: Clunio marinus
Lineage: Eukaryota; Metazoa; Arthropoda; Insecta; Diptera; Chironomidae
Source: the annotation of a GenBank genome assembly
ACAGAACAUCCGCUUGGUUUUGUUAUUGUCGGAUGUGUCUUCUCAAAAUAUUGGGAAAAAGUAUAAAAAGUAGAAUAUUUGUGCAAAAAAGAUUUAAAAUGGCUUGGAGAAGUGAAGGGGCAACAAAUAAAGAUCUUAUUGAGCAAUUACAAACAUAUGGCAUAAUAAAAAGUGAAAUAAUUGCAAAAGUUAUGAAAGAUACAGAUAGAAAACUUUACUGUCGUGUAGCUUACCCUUAUGUAGACCGUCCUUGUUCGAUAGGAUAUUCAGCCACUAUAUCAGCACCUCAUAUGCAUGCUUAUGCUUUAGAACUACUUCAAAAACAGCUGACUUCAAAUGCAAGAGUAUUAGAUGUUGGUGCUGGAAGUGGAUAUCUAACUGUUUGUUUCUCACGAUACUUACAAGCACAAUCGACUGAAAGUAAUGGAUUUGUAGUUGGAAUUGAGCAUCACCCAAAAUUAGUUGAAUUCGCAAAAGAGAACAUUAACUCUGAUGACCCUAAUUUAUUAAAUAAUGGCAAAGUGAAAAUAAUUCAAGGGGAUGGAAGAUUGGGAUGCGAAGAGUUUGCCCCAUACGACGCUAUUCAUGUUGGAGCAGCUGCGAGUCAAAUUCCUGAUAACUUGUUGAAACAAUUAAAACCUGGUGGAAGAUUGAUAUGUCCUGUUGGACCAGCAGGUGAUACACAGCAACUUGAGCAAUAUGAUAAACUUCUUAACGGGGAAAUAAAAAAGCAAACUCUCAUGUCUGUUGUAUAUGUUCCCUUAACGGACUUAAAAGAUUGACUGUCCUUUAAAAACAUUGUAAGAUUGAUUAUCAUUAUAAUGCUUAUAUUUUUCAUUUUUUGGAGAUUAAAACAUGCUUUGUUUCCUAAUUUGUGAAUAAAAACUAAUAUGUUUAACUUUCA